Messenger RNA from Drosophila biarmipes, 1447 nucleotides. RefSeq lists its product as uncharacterized. The transcript is spliced from 2 exons. Bases 103 to 1194 code for a protein of 363 amino acids. The record is from RefSeq and is a predicted model, not a curated record. NCBI's taxonomy places the organism in Eukaryota, Metazoa, Arthropoda, Insecta, Diptera, Drosophilidae.
UCUUGAGUCUUUUCAAGCUUCAACAAGUUGGUAACAUUCCAUAGCAAUUGUUGAUUUGUUUUGUUUUUUAAACAAAACGUUAUUUAAAGCAAAAAGUCGAGGAUGUCGCAGAAAUUCGAGGGUACGGAAACCCUCACGAUAGAGGCUCUUGAAUUUAUCUACGAAGAUGAAGAGUGUUUGGACAUCGAACCACAGCCUGUGAAGCAGGACAGCAAGCCGGUGAAACUAAAACGACUGGUGUGCAACCGGAACGGGUGCACUUACUCCACCGACAGGAGGCGAGACCUGAAGCGCCACAGGCGCUCCCAGAAGCACGAGCACGAGGAGUACCGAUCCGACUCCGAGUCCGACGUGGAUCGCACCCUGUACUCCUGCAAGGUCUGCGACUACACGACGGCCAAUCGAUUCUGCUAUGUGCGGCACAAGGAGUCGAGGCGCCACAUCGUAAGGGAGAUGGAGGAGUGCGAAAAGCUGAUGGACGAGGCAGACAGGGCGGAGUUGCACUUGAAGCGUAGAAAAAGGGUCGAGAAGGAGCCAGUCGAUUUGGAAUCGAACACAUCACAAGUCACCGACCGUAUCCUGUUCACUAGCAUGCCCAGCGAUCACAUAUCCAAGCGAAAAUCCUGCCCAGAAACCCACCCAAGUUCACAGGACUCAAAUGAUGUCCAGAAGCUGCUGGAACCGAGCGAGUACAUAGAGUAUCUUCCGGUGGAGACCGAAGUGGAAUAUCAACCCUUCAGGCAAGGCAGCUCAACAAUGGAGUGCGCGGCCUGUGACUACAAAACUGCCAGGCGAUUCGCUUUCGUUCGCCACCUGCAGUCCACGCGGCACCUGGCCAGAGUGCAGGAGUGGUAUGAUAACGUGGAGACGCCAAUUGGCGUGGAUGAACUCGAGGGCGGAGAGGAGGAACAUGUUGUGGAGCAACUCGAUGAAGUGGAUUCUUUUCACGAUCUGGCGGAGAUAAAUGCCCUGGCAGGGGAAGACGUAAUGGUAGAGAUUGAAGCCCUGCAGGAGCAAAAUGGACCGGUGGACACUGGAUCCCUGGUGGAGAUCGAUGGCCUGGUCCAAACAGAGCCCGGUUUCGAAGUAGUAGAGUAUGCACCCGCAGAAGAAAAUGUUUACGAGGAGAUCGUGUACCUGCCCACCGAAGACCAGCCAGAGGAUAUCUGUUACUUCAUAGCGCUCGAACAAUAACUAGUUUUGGCCGUGUCCAAUUUCCAGUUAAAUAUGUUUGAUAAGUUUUGACUCUUUUGAUAAGCAAAUAUUUUUGAAGCCCACCAAACUUUUCAAUGGAUGAUCUAAUUCUUAUAUGUACAGUGUACAUGGUCCAAACGUUUAUACAAAACUUCUUGGUUAUUCUAAAAGUCAAGAAGUUCUCUGGUCGUUCAAUGCAAAAUCAAUUUGUUAAAAUAUUUAUAACUUUUAAUAAAAAAAAAUGUUUGAAGCG